Molecule: messenger RNA, 779 nt
Organism: Microtus ochrogaster (prairie vole)
Lineage: Eukaryota; Metazoa; Chordata; Mammalia; Rodentia; Cricetidae
Gene: Dtd2
Product: D-aminoacyl-tRNA deacylase 2
Biological process (GO): tRNA metabolic process
Cellular component (GO): cytoplasm
Molecular function (GO): D-tyrosyl-tRNA(Tyr) deacylase activity
Source: RefSeq, a predicted model, not a curated record
AUGGCGGACGGCAGCAAUACGGUGCAGGCCCGCGCGCUUCUGCAGCAGUGCCUGCACGCUCAUCUACAAGUGCGCCCGGCCGACGGGGACGCCGCGGCGCAGUGGGUGGAGAUCCAGAGAGGCCUAGUGAUCUAUGUGUGCUUCUUCAAGGGGGCGGACAAAGAGCUUCUUCCCAAGAUGGUUAAUACGCUGUUAAAUGUGAAAUUAAGUGAGACGGAAAACGGCAAGCACGUCUCCAUCCUGGACCUGCCCGGCGACGUCCUCAUUAUCCCUCAAGCCACCCUCGGGGGCAGGGUGAAGGGAAAAAACAUGCAGUAUCACGCUAACUCCGGGAAGGAGGAAGGCCUGGCACUGUACUCCCAGUUCGUGAGUCUGUGUGAGAAAGCCUUGGCCGCCAACAGCAAGUGUGCUGAAGCGGGGGUUGUAGUGGCGCAUGGCACUUACGGGAACAGGCAAGUGUUAAAGCUGGACACCAAUGGACCAUACACGCACCUAAUCGAGUUUUGAAAGACUCUCCACGACUGACGCCUGGUAUAAAAAGACCGGACUGUACUUAGGUUUGGUCCCCUUCCUCUUAAAGGCACAGAUCUGCAACAUGUUUAGGCAAGAAAAUCCUGCAUCCGAGCUGGACAUAGUGACACAUUCCUUUAAUCCCAUCCCAACACUCAGAGGCAGAGACAGCAGAUUUCGUCACUUGGAGGCCAUCCUGGUCUACCUAGCCAGUCAAGGACAGCCUUCCUCAAAAAAAUAAAGAAACUGGGAAAAUAAAUGAGUCAUUU